Molecule: messenger RNA, 2059 nt
Organism: Porites evermanni
Lineage: Eukaryota; Metazoa; Cnidaria; Anthozoa; Scleractinia; Poritidae
Source: the annotation of a GenBank genome assembly
UUGAAAGAGACAAUAAACAGCAAAAAAUGGCACUCUACAUUUGGUUUCGGUGGAGGGUUCAGUGAUGAAAGUACAUCUCUGAACCCAACAUUGGUGUCAUUGGUCAACGAAUAUCAAGAGUCUGCGGUGAAAGAAAAAAACCAAGAAAAAAGGAACAGAAUGGCCAAAUUGAAAGGCAAAAUUGCUAUUGGCAAUUCCUUGAAAGACUCCAAAAUAACACCGACUGGGGAGAAAACACCGGAACACUUUAAAAGCAGAACUGAAGCAGCCAGCUCUGUUGGGAGGCUGACUUCCCAAGCAGAUGAAAGAAGACGCCUGCUUUCUAUUGUUGCUAUGGACUAUCCAUAUCGCUUCUUACAGGAGGUGUUUGGCUGUUCAUCGAAAACAGUUACUGCGGCAAAAGUCCACUCCAUUCUGUUUGGACGUGGUGGAACUCCACCGUCAAAAUUUAAAUUUAAGCGACAAUGUGUAAGUCCUGAAGUGCUUAAAGAACUUUCAGAAUUUUUUGAGAGAGACAGUGUGUCCAGGCCAUCAUCUUGUCGGAGUGUGGUCAUGGACGGUGAGGAAACACCUAUUAGAUACUGGAAGGACAAUGUCAAGGAACUUGUGAACCAAUAUUUACUGGAAUUCCCCAAUGGUGUAAAACGCACUUACAUCUAUACGCACCUCCCUGCAAAUUUUCGUUACAACACUAUGUUGGCAGGCCUGUGCAACAUAUGUGAUGAGUGUGGACACUCAAAUUUUGAGAAAUUGUUCAGCCUCCUAACUGAAGUGGAGUCAGCAACUGCAGUGUCAAUGAAGCAAAUGAAAGGUAGAGUGGCAGAUUAUCAACGUUUCUGUAAGACGCAGUUAUCCAGACAAGUAGAGAGGCACUCACCUUGUGCAGAACUGUGCAUGAACUAUGCAUUUGGUUCCUGUGAAGAACCCCAUGACAGUUCCUGUGGAGACGCCACUGCUCUGUAUGAGGUUCAGAGAACUGUCAGUAAUGUAUUAUCUACGCUUUCCAGUGCAAAUAAUUCAGAUAAACUGACCACUGAACUGCAAGAAAUCAUGAAAACUCAUGAACAGUACGUGGGACACUUGUUCCGUACAAAGCACCAGACAGAUUACCACAAGUUUGUGCUUGACAACCUCCAGCCUGGGGAGGCAGUAGUAAUUGUGGACUAUAAGAUGAAACUUGAACUAGGUGUUCGCAGCCGUGAAGCCCAGCGAGAUUGGUAUGGAAAACGAGGGAUUUCCUUGCAUGGAUUUCUUGUCAUAGCUCAGAUUAGCGAAGAUAAGAAAGUCACUGAAGUGAUUGAUCUUUGGUCGGAAGACACAAAACAAGAUGCAUGGUUUAGCCAAAGUGCUAUGGAUGUCGGAUUUCGGUGGAUGGAGAAGGAACUGCCUGGCUUCAGGGUCUAUUUAUUUUCUGGUGAGUACACAUGUUUAUUUGUUGAACUUUCAGGGCCAUUUAAGGUAGUUCAAUAUUUAUUGGCUACAAAUGUUUUUGACAUGAAAGGUACAUUGUAUAAAAAGGGUGAAAAAUAGCUGGGAGUACAUUGUAUUGCAAAAACAAAACAAUUCUUUCACUACUGACAAGUCAUAUUCAGUUAUUGUACAAGAAACUACUGUACCAUUGAUCACUUAAAUCAUUUGAUUCUAGUUUUGAUGCCAUACUAGAUCUAACAAAUAAUUGUGCUUCAUUUCUCUGCGAAUUAAAAAGCAUUUUUUUUAUAUACUUAGUAACUGUAAUUUUUAUUAGGAAUUACUAUUGUUCUCAUUUUGCAAUAUUUUAUUACCGUUUUUAAAUUAAAUGUUUUUUAAUUCCAUUUUAGACAAUGGCCCUCACUAUCAUAAUACUGCCUUCAUACUCUACCUUGCGGAGGUAAAUCGGGCCUUCAACUUGACUCUUGUUGAGUAUAACAACUUUGAGGCAGGGGAAGGCAAAUCAAAGCUUGACACCCAUUUCGCUCAUAUCAGCCACAAGAUUGUUCGCUGGGUCAGAGUAGGCAACAAUCUGGAAUGUGGAAAUCAACUUGGAGAGUUGAUUGGGGUAUGUUCAGAGUUAACAUUAUAA